This is a messenger RNA of Miniopterus natalensis, 2062 nucleotides long. Lineage: Eukaryota; Metazoa; Chordata; Mammalia; Chiroptera; Miniopteridae. The record is from RefSeq and is a predicted model, not a curated record.
AUGUGGGUCCAGGAGGUCAUACUGGGUGGGAUGGUGUCCUCCCAAGUUCACAUCCACCCAGAACCUCAGAAUGUGACUGUCCAGUUGACUCUCAACGCAGUUUUGCCCAUAAACCUGCACUUUUGCCAAGAGGAGAAGAUGGCUGCUGGGUGCCUGCUCCCCUGGCCCCAGGAACCAGUGACCUUCCAAGAUGUGGCCAUGGACUUCUCCCAGGAGGAAUGGGAGUUGCUGGAUGGUGCUCAGAGGAAGCUCUACAGAGAGGUGAUGCUGGAGACCUGCAGGAACCUGGCCUCACUGGAAGCCUUGAAGAACUAAGGUACUGAUACAGCCAUUGAGGAUGGUACAUUUUCCCCAGCACAAACCUCUCAAGACACCAGUCUUUUCCUAUGGACAGAAUUCCUUCUGUUCCACCAUUCUUAAGUUAGAAGUUUUAUUCUUUUAUUUUCUCCUCAAUUAAUUUCAGAUUGGGAGACUGAACUGAAAAGCCAAGAGUCAAUUUACAAGAAGGUGGUUUUAGGGGAAGAACCACAUUGUGGUAUGAAUAUUAUAAAGCUCCCCAGAGAAGACUGGGGAUGUGGUCAACUUGAGGAGAACCAUGAAGACCCCCAGAGGCUUUUGAAGCAAGUGGCAUACAUCCAGUUAAAGGCAUUUGCUCUAAAGAAGGCUACUGCCUGGUAUGAAUUUGGGGAAAACUGUAAUUUGAGCACAGACCUUGUUUUAUCACAAGGAAACCACUUCCCGACUGACCUAGAUAUUGAGUGUUUGGUAGCUAAUCCAUUCUUAAACCAUCAUCAGGUGAGAUGUACAGUUGAGAGACCCUGUGAAUGUAAUGAAUGUGAGAAAGACCUCAGCCAAAAUUGUCCCCUUAUGAAACACAAAAGAGCUCAAACGUCCACAAAUGCAGAAAGUGGAAAAUCAUUUAAUCAUAAUAUGACUCUUACAAUACAUAAAAUUAAUACGGUGAAGAAACCCUAUGAAUGUUUCCAUUGUGGGAAAGUGUUUAACCAGAGGCAUUCCCUGAGUGAACAUCAGAGAAUUCACACAGGAGAGAGACCAUACAAAUGUCAGGGAUGUGAACGAACCUUUGCACACAGCUCAACCCUCACUCGACCUUUGAGAACUCAUACUGGAGAGAAGCCCUAUGCAUGCAGUGAGUGUGCAAAAGCCUUCAACAGGAUUCCAUCUCUUACCCAACAUCAGAGGAUUCACACAGGGGAAAGGCCAUAUAAAUGCAAAGACUGUGGAAAAUCCUUCUGCCAGAGUUCUUACCUGAUCUUGCACAAGCGAACACAUACUGGUGAGAAGUCCUAUGAAUGUAAUGAAUGUGGGAAGGCCUUCAGCGAUCGCUCAUCACUUAAUCAGCACCAGCGAACUCACACUGGUGAGAACCCCUAUGAAUGGAAUCAGUGUGGAAGAGCUUUUAGCCAGAGAUCCUCCCUGGUUAGGCACAAGAGAACUCACACUGGAGAGAAACCGUAUAGCUGUAACAAGUGUGGAAAGGCAUUCAGCCAGAGUUCUUCCCUUAUUACACACCAGAAAACUCACACUAGUCAAAAAACCUAUAAAAUCAUUGAUUGUGGGAAAGCUUUCUAUAAGAGCAGCCACUUUAUUUCAUUUUAGAGCUUGCUUGCUGACUUGUAAAAUACUUUUUAGCACUCUAUCAAAUAAAUACGGCUAGACAUUGUCCUUCUGAUGUCCUACUUGAAAAGAAGUAGGCUUAUGCCACAUUCUUAAAUGAAAGCCCUGAGAUCUAGAUCUUAGAGGGGUCUUUUAAUGAGGGAAAUUGCCUCUGAGCUAUGACCAAUGAGUUCCACCUUCUUGGAAAAGAUCAAUAAAUGGGAAUACUAACAUGGAAUGGGAUUUUGGUAAGAAUGAUCAUAUUCAUUGAGUUGUUAAAUCAAAAGGUAUUCUGUUUCAACUUUUCUUUCAGUUGUCAUUUUUAAAUUUUUUUUAAUCCCCACCCAAGGACAUGCUUUUUUAUUGAUUUUUUUAGUGAGAGGGGAGAGAGAGAAACAUCAAUGUGAGAGAGAAACAUUGAUUUAUUGCCUCCCUAUUUGUAUGC